Eruca vesicaria subsp. sativa (arugula) is the source of this 705-nucleotide messenger RNA. NCBI's taxonomy places the organism in Eukaryota, Viridiplantae, Streptophyta, Magnoliopsida, Brassicales, Brassicaceae. The record is from the annotation of a GenBank genome assembly.
UAUCGAACAAGAUUCAUCUUCCCGUGACAACCGCCCAAAAAAAGUCGUUGGGAGUAUUCUAUAUAAUGUAGUUUUAUAUACAUACUACAACUCCCACGUCUCUUCCUCUUAUUCAUCAACAUUCUCUUCUAUACAAUACACCACCAAAGUUUUGACUUUCUUUAUUGUCUCUUUUUCCGUCCAACACAAGAAUCAAGAAUGGCUAAAGGCUCUUCCCAGUCCCAACAAUCAACCUCCACCGCCUCCUCAGCCUCUCGUCCCGGUCUGGCUGCUCCUCGUGGAUCCGCCGCCGCUACGGCUGGCAUGCGUCGUCGCAAGCUCGGUGGCGGUGGAGGUGCAUCAUCAGGAGGGGGAGGAUCCGGUGCAGGAGGAGGAUCCAACAACAUGCUGAGAUUCUACACGGAUGAAGCUCCUGGUUUGAAGAUAUCACCGACGGUUGUUCUCAUUAUGAGCCUCUGUUUCAUUGGGUUUGUCACCGCUCUUCACGUCUUUGGAAAGCUUUACCUUCACAAAUCUGGAUCCAAAGCUUAGGAUCUUGUCAUCUUCAUCAUCUUCUCUCCACCGUAUGUCGCUGAGUUUUUCUUUUUCUUUUUGUAUGUCUUUUGUUUCCUUUUUGUUCGAACUUGAUCUUGGUCUUAAUCUUGAUCUUGAUCCAUGUAACUCUUUAAACGUUGAAUAAAACAUGUUAGUUUUUUUGUGUGGAAA